This is a messenger RNA of Funneliformis geosporum, 512 nucleotides long. NCBI's taxonomy places the organism in Eukaryota, Fungi, Glomeromycota, Glomeromycetes, Glomerales, Glomeraceae. The record is from the annotation of a GenBank genome assembly.
GACAUAUCAAAAAGGUGGGAUCUUAUGUUUGGUCUUUGAGGAAUAUCAUAAAUUGCGAUAUGAAAAUUUCAAGAAAACACGUUUGAAAGAUUAUGUGAUAAGAAGUAGACUGGAAGAGAUAUAUGGUGGUGUAGAUAAGCAACUGGAGAGUGAAAAUGUUAGUCACAUAUAUUUACACGCGGAAUUGAAUGUAUUGACCAAUAUAAUGAAUAAUGACAAGGAAAGGAAAUUUAUAGCAGUUUCCAAGAAAUGCUGUUAUUUAUGUGAAUCGUAUAUCAGAUUUGCAAAAACCAAAGGACAUACUAUUGCCUUCUCUGGAUCACAUAAGAAAUUAUAUCAUGGGUGGAAACUUCCAGACGCCUUCAAGAAAGAAUUUAUGUCAAAUACUCUCUUUGAUCUCGAUCAGAUCAUAGAGCGUGAAAUAGAGAGUCAUAUUAGUAUAAGUGCUAGGUCUGAUAGUGGUGCAGAAAGUGGAUCCGACAAUCCAGAUUAUGAUGAUAGUGAAUUGCUUG